AUUUACUGUCAAUUAUGUCCAAUGAUCAGCUGAUUUGUAUCAUAAAAAAGGAUCGGUUUUAUUGAGGAGACAUUGAUUAUUAUUACGUUAUCGUAAUUUUUAAUUAAGCUAAUGAAGCUUGGGAUAAGGAUAGAUGGUCGAUAUCUAGCCAUUUAUAUACGCGCGGCUUAUCAGUCAUAAGUGACUGUCAUGAAUCGUGGACGUGCGAAGGAGAUCUAAAGCAAUUAAGAUGCAUAAGUGGUAUUGGUUUGGUGUGAAUCUGGAUAACUUCCUGUUCCCAGGAUACAACAUCACUACGAUAUGGGGUUUAGUGGCAACUUGCUUGGGUCUGGCUGCACUUGCAGUAUUCUACGAGGCUAUGAAGAUCUUUCAGAUCCAUUUGCAACAGAUCAGAAUAAAAUCUGUAUCUAGAACAGCCUCAACUUCCUCUGAAAGUUCCUCUCUUUUAUCCAAAGUAACACCAAAGAAUUUUAGAUCUUAUACAAGAUGUGCAACCUGCUCUAAAUGGACAGUGCAAAUACUGCACUGGUUUCUUCACACUACACUCGGAUAUAUAUUGAUGAUGGUAGUUAUGACAUACAAUGCUUAUUUCACAAUUGCUCUUAUAAUUGGGGGAGCCUUAGGAUACUGGAUAUUUGGUCCUACACUUAUACAAUUAAAUAUGCAACGGUUUUAUCGCAAACAAGCACUUGUGAAAUGUGAUAGGGAUUGUAAAGAAAUUUUUAUAAAUCAACAGAGACGCGAAUCUGCAGUCUCUAUUGUUGCAGAACAAUUAGUUACUGAAGCAAAUAUCGAAGUCCAUGUAUCGAGAGACACGUGAGUUUUGAUAUUAAACUUCGUAACGGAAAGUCUGAUAUUAUUUAAAAUAGUUAUUGUUAUUCAUUAUAUAUUACAAAUUUUUAUAUAUAUAUAUAU
Molecule: messenger RNA, 915 nt
Organism: Camponotus floridanus (Florida carpenter ant)
Lineage: Eukaryota; Metazoa; Arthropoda; Insecta; Hymenoptera; Formicidae
Product: probable low affinity copper uptake protein 2
Exons: 5
Coding region: 230-820 (196 amino acids)
Biological process (GO): copper ion transmembrane transport
Cellular component (GO): membrane
Molecular function (GO): copper ion transmembrane transporter activity
Source: RefSeq, a predicted model, not a curated record